AUGAAAAUCAUAUGCUGGAAUGUCCGUGGAUUGGGGAGUCCACGGGCAGUAAGGAAGCUUCGGUUUUUACUGAAGCAAAAUAAUCCUCAAAUAGUCUUCUUAAUGGAGACUAAAGUAAGUGAAAAACGUAUGGAAGCAAUUAGAAGAAGGUGUGGCUUCACGAAUGGACUUGAAGUAGGAGUUGUUGGUACGCGGAGUGGGAUUUGUUUAGCAUGGCGGGAGGAGGUUCAGAUUCACCUUAGAUCUUUGUCAAUAAGUCAUAUUGAUGUGCUAGUUAAAGGAGAGGAUGCUCAUGAAGAUUGGAGAUUCACAGGGUUUUAUGGCUCUCCCUACUCACAAAAUAAAAAUGCUUCAUGGGAUUUACUAAAGACCUUGGGACAGGAGCAAGAGUAUCCUUCAUUCAAGAUAGUCCCUAGCUUUAAAUUUGAAGCUUGGUGGACUACAGAGGAGUCAAUAGAAGAAGAAAUUCGGGAAGCCUGGAAGUCUCCAAAUGGAUCGGUUUUGGAAAAGCUUGAGAACUUGCAGAUUAGUUUAUUGAAAUGGGCUAAAUCCAUUAAGAAGCAGCGAAAGGGAAUGACGGAAAGAAUUUCAAAAGAGCUUGAAGACUUAAUGAAGAAGGAACUUGAUGAAGAUGUUAUGAACCAGAUGAUUGAUAAAAGAAUCCAUUUGAGCAUGGAAAUCGAAAAGGAGGAGAUGUAUUGGGAACAGAGAGCACGAGCUAAUUGGCUAAAGUUAGAGGAUAAGAACACAGCAUUUUUUCAUAAAUAUGCAUCAAUGCGGAGAAGAAUUAAUACAAUCAGUAGGCUAGAUAGUGAUGAUGGGAGAGGAAUUACUGAGGAGUUAGAAAUUAAUGAGAUGGCGACGCAGUAUUUUCAAAAGCUUUUCUCGACUACAGGCGUUGGAGAUCCUUCUCAUCUUCUAACAGGUAUUCAGAAUUGCAUCUCUUCGAAUAUAAAUGAAAUCCUCUUGAAAAAGUUUACGAUAGAGGAGAUUUACAUUGCAGUAAAGGGAAUGGGUUCAACAAAAGCUCCAGGUUAUGAUGGUUUCCCGACUCUAUUCUUUCAAAAAUACUGGGAUAUAGUGGGAGAAGAUAUUGGGAAUUUCUGUUUAGAAGUUUUAAAUAAUGGAAAAGAUGUGAAAGGGUUAAACGUAACUAAGAUCACCCUCAUUCCGAAGAAGUCCAAUCCUACAAACCUUGCUGAUUUUAGACCAAUUAGUCUAUGUACAGUUCUUUAUAAAAUUAUUGCUAAAGCUAUUGCCAAUCGUCUUCAGGAGGUCAUUGGAAGAUGCAUUGAUAGUGCUCAAAGUGCAUUUGUCCCGGGGAGGCUAAUUUCGGAUAAUGUUUUGAUUGCUUAUGAAAUUCUGCAUACACUUCGGAAAAAACGUAAGGGGAAGAAAGGUUUUAUGGCAAUAAAGCUUGACAUGAGUAAAGCUUACGACAGGGUGGAAUGGGCUUUCUUGAAGGAAGUUAUGAUACGAAUGGGAUUUGAGAAGGAAUGGGUGGUAUUAAUAAUGAGAUGUAUUUCUACAGUCUCUUAUGUUGUAACUACAAAUGGGAGGAAUGGUAGAGUCUUUGAACCAACCAGAGGACUCCGACAGAGUGACCCACUUAGCCCUUUUCUUUUUCUUAUUUGCAGUGAAGGUUUAUCGUCCUUAAUCAGGAAUGCUACAGAAGAGGGGUUGAUUAAAGGGGUGAGAGCCAGCAGAAGAGGCCCGAUAAUAUCGCACUUGUUAUUUGCAGACGAUUGCAUUUUGUUUGGUGAAGCCACCGAAAGUAGUGCAAGGAACCUCAAAGCUAUUUUGAAAGAAUAUGAGGCUUGUUCUGGUCAAUGCGUUAACUUUAAUAAAUCCAUGAUCUUUUUUAGCUCGAAUUUGAAGGAGGGGGAUAAAGGCAGGUUAUCGGCUGAUUUGGGAAUAAGAUGUUCGAAUAAUAUGGAAAAAUAUCUUGGAUUGCCAAAUAUUGUAGGCCGGAAGAAAAAAGAAUCGUUUCAGAAUCUCAAAGACAGAAUAAAGCAAAGGAUUGAUAAUUGGAGUUCUCACUUCUUAUCUCAAGGGGGUAGAGAGGUUUUCAUUAAAUCAGUUCUUCAGGCAAUUCCUACUUAUGCUAUGACAUGUUUUCUAUUACCAAAAUCGCUUUGUGAUGAGUUUGACAAUUUAUUUGCUAGAUUUUGGUGGCAGAAAGGAAAAGGAAAGAAAGGAAUUCAUUUGUGUCAAUGGGAAUUCAUGUGCAGGCCUAAAGAGGAGGGUGGUAUGGGCUUCCGAAAUAUGGCACAGUUCAAUGUUGCUUUAUUGGCUAAGCAAGGUUUAGGAAAUUCUAGUUCGUAUGUAUGGAAAAGCAUUUGGGCAGCAAAGGACUUAUUGAUAAAAGGGCAUUGUUGGAGGGUGGGGACGGGUACUAAUAUUUUCAUAAACGAUGCUUGGAUUCCAGAUUCUGUUAAUUUUAAAUUAUCAUCAGAUAUUAAUUCUAUGCGUGAUGUUAAAGUUGAUGAGUUGAUUGAUAAUAAUACCAGAAGUUGGAAAAAAGAGUUGAUUUCUAGUACCUUCUUGGAAGACGACGCAUCUAGAAUCCUCAGAAUUCCUCUGGCACAAACACCGCAUGAUGAUUUUCUUAUCUGGGGAGGCGAACGGUCGGGUGAGUUCACGGUCAGAAGCGUCUAUCAACUAUUACAAAAAUUGACUGAAAAUCCUAGAGCUUAUGCUUUACAGACCAUCUAUGGAAAUUUUUACAAAAAAAUUUGGUGCCUAAAUCUACCAGCUAAAAUUAAGGUUACAAUAUGGAAGAUAUCUUGGAAUUAUCUGCCUACAAAGGUGAAUCUCCAGCACCGGAAGUUAGUAGCAAAUCCAAGCUGCCCCCAAUGUGGAGAAGGAGCUGAAACAAUGAACCAUUUAUUUCGUGACUGUCAUGUUACAAGGGAGGUAUGGAGAACAUUAUCGUUUCAGUGCAUUUUAAGGAAUCAAUGUGAGGAUUUUGUACAGUGGAUUACCUGGGCAAUAGAGGAGCUCAGCCUUGACCAAAGUCGCAUAUUUUGUUGUGCACUCUGGGCAAUAUGGGGAGACAGAAACAAAAGAAUACAUGAAGGUAAAAUUAGAAAGGGAACUGAAGUUGCAAAUCUUAUAAACAGCUACAUCAGUGAGAUUAAUGGUCUUGAGAAGAGAGAUCUGAAUCGUACCGUAGAAAAAAAGAGAUGGUCGUCCCCACAGGCAAGUUUCAUGAAGAUCAACUUUGAUGGCGCAUUCGAUAGAGGAAAGAAUCAGUCGGGCGUGGGUAUUUUGGCUAGAGAUUCGGAUGGUAAUAUUCUUUUUUCAUGUUCAGAGAUUCAUUUUAAUAUUUCAUCAGCCUUUGCUGCUGAAGCGAUUGCCUGCCGGAAAGCUGUUCAAAUGGGAAUCAUGAGGGGAUGGCGUCAUUUGAUUCUUAAAGGAGAUUCCCUCACAAUAGUCAAGAAAUGCAAAUCAAAGAGUCAAGAUAGAUCUAUGGUGGGGGUAUAUAUUUAUGACAUUCAACAGGAAAUAUUUGGACUUGAUAAUAUCAGAUUUCAACAUACACCUAGAUCAGCAAAUGGUCUUGCUCAUAUCAUAGCAACAAAAUCGUUAAGAAGAGGAGAAGAGUUUUACCUGGAUAGGGGAGUUCCAGAUUAUGCCAUGGACCAAGCUCGGCUGGAUGGGAGAUGUGAAGAAGAUUAG
This is a messenger RNA of Gossypium raimondii (Peruvian cotton), 3681 nucleotides long. RefSeq lists its product as uncharacterized. The transcript is spliced from 3 exons. The record is from RefSeq and is a predicted model, not a curated record. Gene Ontology annotation, molecular function: RNA-DNA hybrid ribonuclease activity; nucleic acid binding. Bases 1 to 3681 code for a protein of 1226 amino acids. NCBI's taxonomy places the organism in Eukaryota, Viridiplantae, Streptophyta, Magnoliopsida, Malvales, Malvaceae.